CUGCGGCCUUCACUAAACAAUCUCUGACUAGUGACAAACAAUUUCUUGUCCUGUAACUGCAAAUUCCAUCAUCAUGUGCACAUAUAAUAGUGAAAAAAUUUUAAAAAUAAAAUAAAAUAAAAUGGUUACUCUCACUGUCUUCAAUUGGUAAUGAGAAAGUAUGAGCAAUGUACAAGUGGUACUGCAAAGUUUAUGCAGUGAUGGGUGCUGAAGCCACGGCUCCAACGGUGGCACCAUUUAAUGAUACCCAAAAACCUGAGCAUUGGAAGCAUUUUGAUGACUCUGUGAAUGCAGUGUCUUUUGGGUUUGUUGCCACUGCCAUACUUAUUUCUAUGUUUCUUCUUUUGGCUAUUUUUGAGAGGUUUCUUAGGCAAAGAUCAGAUGAACCCAGUGUUCCAGUUCAAAUGGAUCUUGAGCACCAAAUGGACAUUGGAGUAAAGCUCGAGAAUCUAUCACCCAAGAUGACAAUUUAUGGAAGAGGUGUGUUAGUGUUGAUGCCUGGUGAGCAGAUUCCUACAUUCAUUGCACUUCCUACUCCUGCACCAUGUUCCCCAGAACCCAUCUCAUUGCCCAUCCCACAUAAGCCAUACUUCCAUGCACCUUUAGCAUCAAUAACACGCUAUAAUAUAUCACAAGGAGCUAGAAAUGGGAUGGUUCCUCCAUUUUGAUCAAUGGCAACAAUCAAGUUCAUAUUAUUUAGCCGUGUGUAAAAUUAAUCCCCCUAGUGAGACUCAUCAAUGACGGGCAUUCUUUGGAUCAUAAAUGAACACGUUUGUGAAUCCAGUAAACAGCACAAUGACAUUCUU
Abrus precatorius (Indian licorice) is the source of this 806-nucleotide messenger RNA. RefSeq lists its product as uncharacterized. The record is from RefSeq and is a predicted model, not a curated record. NCBI's taxonomy places the organism in Eukaryota, Viridiplantae, Streptophyta, Magnoliopsida, Fabales, Fabaceae. The transcript is spliced from 2 exons. The coding region runs from base 168 to 668 and encodes 166 amino acids.